Geodia barretti is the source of this 214-nucleotide messenger RNA. The record is from the annotation of a GenBank genome assembly. Lineage: Eukaryota; Metazoa; Porifera; Demospongiae; Tetractinellida; Geodiidae.
UUGGUAGUGAUGCAGAGGGAGGCAGGGAGAGAGGACCCUCUGUCAGAUAUGGUGGAGAUGCUGCAGUUGUAUGGAACUCCAGAGAAGAGUCCAGACAGUGUGGCUGAGUAAUAUCCGGUCCUCGGGAUCUAGAACUGGAUAGUGUACUGGAGUCAGCGGAUACACUGAUGGAGAAGCUUUCACUGAUCCACUAAGUCCUCCAUCUAUUUGCUGG